GUUAUCGACAAAGUUCGCGACCGCAAAAGGCUAUCACGACGCCAAUGCUCGAAUCCAGUCCUGGGUAUGCCAUCUUUAGCGAUCUGAGGAGAAGAAUGGGUACUUCCUCUUCUCAGCCCGUACCUCCCCCGAACCGCGACGCCGCGACGGUAGCUUCCCCCGCCACGGCGCGCAGGUCCCACUUUAUCGCAGAUCCAGACAUGGAUGACGUCGCCGCAUCAGAGCAACUCAUGAGCGAAAAGGGCACGCGCAUCGGCGCUGCCGGCUCGAUUGGCACUCUUUCCCAGGUCGACGGCAGCCAGGAUGCCUCUCCCCUUCUACACAAGAAGCGCAAGCGAAACAGCGCACUCGGUCUGACGAAGAAGAGUGUCGCGAUAUCUCCAGCUAAAGGCAUGCUAGCCCAGAGCGACGUUCCAGCGUCAUCUCCCUUUCCCUUUCCCGCAACGCAACCGGAGCCCGAAUCGCCUGCUGCCAAUGGUUUCACGCAUUCCACCGCAGUCGAAGUACCAGACUCUCAAAUCCCCGUACUACUCGCGCAACCAACUGCUUCCUCGCCCAUGCCCAGCCAAGUCAUUCCGUCCAGCGCAACCAAAGGCAAACGUACAUACAAGCAGAGCAAGCAGUCAAAACGCGAUCGGGCCAUUAGCGACGCUAUGCAAGACGUAGAUACAGACCAGGACGGUGACACAGCUAUGGUUGCAUACGAGGCCGCCUCACCCUCGCAUACGGCUUUAAAACACAAGCGCUCCCAAGAAGCGGAGGCGCCGGAUUCCAACGACGCAGAUUCACGCAAACCCGCCAGAGGAAGCGCUGACGGAACACCUUCAUCGGCUAAGCGGCGGAAAAUUGGGACGCCAAAGUCGCUGACUACACUACGAGACCUUAUCGGGGGCGGGGAAGACGAGGAUGACGAGCAACUAAGGACCGUCCAGAAGUCGAAGCUGAAACGAAUCAAGAAGCCGCAAACCCCCAUCGCGAGAUCAAGAAACCUUUACGAGAUUCCCGACGAUGAUCCUCGUCCUACGAAUGGAGAGGCCAGCAACACGCAGACAUCUACCCCCAAGCCGCGUCUCAGUUUGAAGAAGACAAAGAAGAACAAGGACAACAUCGACAAUGCGCCUACCCCAGUUCGCACGCCUGCUCAGCCGUCGGGCGAGGAGCAAGACGAAGACAGCAUCAUGCAAGAGCCCGUGUCCAGUGAUGAGGCAGAAGACGUUGCUCCGCCCUCUGGCCAUGACCACAGCAAUUUUAAAGAGAACAAGAAGACCAAGAAGAGGCGGUCAUCUGCAAAGAAAGCGACACCACGGCGCGGGAGCGGCAGAUACAGCUUUACCUGGAAAGAUCCCCCAUCUGGUACCGCGGCAGAGAGAGCAUUGAACACGGCGCAUGACCUACAACACCCCCCGGACCUACGAAGCUCCGGCGACUUCACUGCAGACGAGGAAGAGCUCAUCCGUCGAGCUAUCGUAGACUACCAGCAGAGGAAAGGCUUGGAGGUGUCUGAGCUUGUGGACAUUAUACAAUGGAAUCCACAUGACCCUAGCUUCAACACUGGCGAUGGAAGUAUAUCAUCCAAGAGCGAGUGGACGCCACAGGAUAUCGAGGACGCGCGUGAAAGCGCGGAAUUCUGGGACGACAUCAAGCACAUCAGCACGGAACGCUCGCUCGACAGACUGAGAAGGCAUAUCCGCCAGACAUACCAUCAGUUCAAGAGAGGAGUCUGGACGGAAGAGGAAGAUAAACGUCUGAAAAGUCUCUAUGGGACGCACCCGAACCAGUGGAAGGUUAUCUCGGUAGGCAUGGGGGAUCGUUCCAUGCACGACUGUCAAAACAGGUGGCGGGAUUACUUGCAAUACGGUGAUAAGCGCAGGUCUUCACGCUGGGACGAGGACGAGGAGGAGCUUUUCAUCCGCGCCGUCACAACGGUUGCCCAAAGAGACGAAGAUCACCGCGCUCAAGAAGGGUUACCGCCCAUUGACGAAUACACACUCAAAGACAUCAACUGGCAGCAGGUCAGCCGUGAGAUGGAAAACACCCGAAGCCGGAUCCAGGUCGUACAGAAGUGGAGGAAUCUGCAGAAGCGCGAAUUUCCGCCAGAGAUCAAGGUGGAACGCAAGCCUAGGAAGGAGAGGCCUGCUGCUUCCAGAUCUGCGAUUUCCGAGCCUACUCCCAAGAAGCGCGGGCGGCCAAAGGGGGAGGAGGGUGCAACACCCAAACCCAAUCCUCGCUCUGCCAAGUCACAGGAAGUCAUCCACAACUCGGAUGAUGAAGAGGCCCAGGCUUUGCCGCCGAAGAAGAAGGCUAAACGGCCAAAGAAGAGUGAAGGUUCAGAAGUGAAGAAGCUCAAGAAGUUCCGCACGGCCGGAACCGACGAGAUUGUUGACAACUCGGAUGAAGAAGACCUGGCCCACAAAGAAGCGGACAGCCCGCCGAAGAGGAAGUGCAGAAAGUCACAGAAGAGCGAGGUCACGGAAGCCAACGAUAACAAUAAGUCUCGCUCGACCAAGACACGGGAUGUCGUUGAGAACUCAGAUGAGGAGAAGGCCCAGGCCGAUCAGCAAUCGAAGGUUUCGCCGCCGCCGAAGAAGCGUGGGCGACCACGGAAGAGCGAUACUCUGGAAUCGAACGAACCGGAGACGCGUACUGAGCCUGAAGUUCUCGAGGAGUCAGUAGCAGAUCUUGAGCUUACAGAUGACGAUCAGUCCGAGUCUGUACAAGGCGUCGACAGAGUUGUGGAUGAAACCCAGCCAGUUGUGCAGGAAACCCAAGUAGAUCCGGCCCUGAUAGAUCCGGCUCUGGACUUGGACCGUACUCAAUUACCGACAACUGGUGAUGACGCCGAGCAGGAGAUUGAGGAACCAUCCGAUGAAGAGGAACCAUUCAGCACCGCACCGAUAGUUUCCCAGGAGCAACUGCAGAGAGACGACAACAAUGAAACACAACAGGAGAAUGAGGACUCGAUUGAGGAUGCCGACCCAAUUGAAGACGACGAAGAUCAACACAGUGUUGCAUCGAGCAGCUCAUCGCAAGACUCGGACGACGACGAGUCCGAGCACGAUAGUAAAGUCUCAGCGCCAACGGAGAACGAUGAGCUUCCUGGUGGGGAGGCCCAGCCCAGUGUCACGUCGGCCAAUUCAGAUGGCACGAAGCCGACCGUAUCCGCCGGUGACAAGAUGCAAUGGGGCGACAAGUACGAUCUGAUCGCGAGCUUGCAGAAUCAUCGCGAUGAUCGUGAAGAAGAUGGAGACUUUAAUUGGGACAAGAUCGCAGAAGAAGUGGCAGCUGAGCGCAAGUACAUUUGGACUCCGCAAGUACUACAGACUGCGUUGGACCAGCUGAUUCAGCUUCUCCGCGAUAACUGCAAAGAAGUGGAUGAGGAUGACCUGGACGGGACCGUGGAUGAUAUAAUGGAUUUCAUCUCCUCGGAACAUGGAGAGCAGAUCGACGAGUACUACGACCUUUCAUAGGAAAUGGACUGAUACGCGUCGCUGGUUUCGUCGCUUUCAGGCGCUUCGAGCGGCAGUAGUGCAUCUUCCGUACUUGGAGUAACACAAUCAAAUCGUGUACAUGGCAUAUAAGAACAUAUACACCAUCGCGUAGUGCAGCAUAGCAUAAUAUCUAGCGUUCCUCCCGCACCCCGUAUCCUCCACCAUCGUGACCUCUCUAAACGAAGCCAACACCUGCACUAAGCCCCUUCGCCACAUCGCGCUCGGGUGCCAACCGAGAUCUCACUCACUUGCCCCCCAUUGUUACCCACACGACCAUCUACUUUCGCGUGCGUAGCGCAUCGCACAUAGCGUAUUCUAGUCUGGUUGUUCAUGGAUGUGCCUAGCGAAGAUCGAACAACGAAGGCGAAGUAAACGUUGUGUCGAUACAUCCGGCGUGUCUUACUUGCCCUAGAGCGUUUACGGAAGGGAUUACUUCCGUGCUG
This is a messenger RNA of Alternaria rosae, 3931 nucleotides long. RefSeq lists its product as uncharacterized. Gene Ontology annotation, cellular component: nucleus. Gene Ontology annotation, molecular function: transcription cis-regulatory region binding; DNA-binding transcription factor activity. The record is from RefSeq and is a predicted model, not a curated record. The transcript is spliced from 2 exons. Lineage: Eukaryota; Fungi; Ascomycota; Dothideomycetes; Pleosporales; Pleosporaceae. Bases 45 to 3467 code for a protein of 1140 amino acids. Gene Ontology annotation, biological process: regulation of DNA-templated transcription.